CUCUCUCUCUCUCUCUCUCAGUGUGUUGGGUUGGGGUCAUUUUCCUGUUAUACAUCCUUUUUAUGGGUGUGUAUGGGUGUUUGGAGUUGGUGGAAAGAAAGGUGAAUUUGGGUUUCUGCAGCAGCUGGUUUUGCUAGUAAUGGUGGGAUACUUCUAGUGUUUCCUUUUCCUGUUCCUUUUGGGGUCUCCCUCACUCUCGGUGUUGUAUAUCUUCCCUCUUGGCACUGAAUGAGAUAAACACAAAGGAUUAUGGGAGCUUUUCAGAGAAGCAAGACACAUCUCAUUCCUCCUCCUCCUCCUCCUCAUCUUCUUCUUCUCCUUCUCCUGGUGGGCAUCUAUCUCUCCAUCUUUCUCCAGAGAUCUUCUGCUCUAAACUACACUGACCACAGACAAGUCAGCAGCCUGAGGCUAAAGAGGAUCCAGAGGCACCUGGACAAGAUAAACAAGCCACCUGUUAUGACCAUUGAGAGCCCAGAUGGAGAUAUCAUAGACUGUAUCCACAAAAGAAGACAACCAGCUCUGGAUCACCCCCUUCUAAAGAACCACAAGAUCCAGAAAGCGCCACCGGAAAUGCCCCGGAGGCGAUCCGUCGUGGCCAGACCAGAUGAUGCUUCGGCCUCAAGCAACAGCAGCGGCGGAGCGGAGGCGGCAGCCAAGGGCGCGUGGCAGGCGUGGCACCGGAACGGCACGCGAUGCCCGAGGGGCACGGUCCCGGCACGGCGGAGCACGGUGCACGAUGUGCUGAGGGCUAAGUCCUUGUUCGCCUUCGGCAAGAAGCAGCCCCCGCUGCCAGCCCUUGCUCGGCGGCAGCCCGACGCGCCGGACAUAGUCAGCGGGAACGGCCACGAGCAUGCGAUCGCGUACACGGGAUCGUCGCCGGAGGUGUACGGGGCGCGGGCGACUAUAAACGUGUGGGACCCGUCGAUCGAGGAGGUCAACGAGUUCAGCCUCUCCCAGAUCUGGAUCCUCUCGGGAUCAUUCGACGGCACCGAUCUCAACAGCAUCGAAGCCGGAUGGCAGGUCAGUCCGGAGCUCUACGGGGAUAGCCGGCCCAGAUUAUUCACAUACUGGACGAGCGACUCGUAUCAAGCAACGGGGUGCUACAAUCUGCUGUGCGCGGGGUUCGUGCAGACAAACAGUAGGAUCGCGAUCGGGGCAGCGAUUUCGCCGGUCUCGUCGUUUUCCGGCAGCCAAUAUGACAUCACCAUCCUCAUUUGGAAGGAUCCGAAGUUGGGGAACUGGUGGAUGGGCUUCGGGGACAACACGCUGGUGGGGUACUGGCCGGCGGAGCUGUUCACGCACCUGGCCGACCACGCGACGAUGGUGGAGUGGGGCGGCGAGGUGGUGAACUCACGGCCCGACGGCGGGCACACCACCACCCAGAUGGGGUCGGGCCGGUUCGCCGGGGACGGGUUCGGCAAAGCCGGGUACUUCCGCAACCUCGAGGUCGUCGACGCAGACAACAGCCUGAGCUCGGCCCAGGGCAUCUCCACCCUGGCCGAGAACACCAACUGCUACAACAUCAAGAGCUCCUACAGCAACGAGUGGGGCACUUAUUUCUACUUCGGUGGGCCCGGGAAAAACCCCCAAUGCCCAUGACCCGACCCAUAUAAAUAUUUUGUUGAUCAUCGUGAUUCCAUCGGGCUUAGAUCAAAAAUUUAUCAUGGGUCGUAUCAAUUAGUAGUGAAGGCGGAAUCAUUAGUCUCCCCCAGCUUCCGCGUCUAACAUAAUUCUUUGAUUAUGUAAUUAAUUAAGCAAUUCGUACUAUUUUCCGCUAAAUUUCC
Messenger RNA from Rhodamnia argentea, 1784 nucleotides. RefSeq lists its product as uncharacterized. NCBI's taxonomy places the organism in Eukaryota, Viridiplantae, Streptophyta, Magnoliopsida, Myrtales, Myrtaceae. The transcript has 7 exons. The record is from RefSeq and is a predicted model, not a curated record. Bases 250 to 1599 code for a protein of 449 amino acids.